UAAAGUUAUUAUAUAUAAAUUAUUUGACACAUAGUCCGAUGUUAUUAAAAGGUUAUUUAAAAACAAUGUGUAUUAUUUACUUUUUGAUUUAUUGCACAUGAAUAUCCAUAUUAGCAAUCAAAGUAUUUAAUAUACCAAUGAAUAUCAUAGCAUAAGAGCGAGCUACAAUGACGGUUAUUGGCUUUCAAGUUGUCUAGUGGAGUAGAUUACUUAAGUAGACUAAACUUUGCUUAUCCAUUAAGAGCGGUUCAAUUAAUCAGAAAUCCUAUUUGAUAUUCUACAUAAAAAAGAAAUCUAUAAAGUGAUACUGUUUUUUAUUGAAGAAUAAAAGAAAGAAAUAAAAUUAUGUAAUUUGUGUAGAUAAUACUAGUUAAAUUUUUCUGUAUACUUUAUCUUUUUGAUCGCGAUCUAAUUUGAUUAAAUCAAUUUUAAAUAUAUAAUACAUGAUAUAUAGUAGGCACAGUAUAUAUGAGUAAUAUUGUGUUUCAUAAGCCACAUAAGUAAACGUUAUCGUAAUUAUCUUACCUAGUUACUUAUGAUAGGCAUAAGAUCUUAAAUUGCCGCUGAUAUUAGAAAAUCUUCCAGUGCGCGAUUAAACCACAUAAGCUAUUGCGCUCUUUCUACUGUUCUGUACAAAUGUUUUCAUCAACAGGUGAUAAAAAGGAUCCUUGCCCUAAAAAUGGCACAGAAGCAUUAAAGGAAGAAUUUAAUCCCACUGAACAUCAACAUAUGCGAUACAAUCCCCUGAAGGGAGAAUGGGUACUAGUAUCACCACAUCGUAUGAAGCGACCAUGGGGAGGACAAAUCGAAUUAGAUACAGAGGAAGACCUCCCAGAUUAUGACCCUAAUAAUCCUCUUUGCCCAGGCAAUAUUAGAGCUAGUGGACAGGUAACUCCAAUAUACGAAAAUACAUAUUCGUUUGUGAAUGAUUUUCCUGCAUUACUGGAAUCAGUUCCUAGUCCAAAAAAGUCGGAUGAUGAAUUAUUUCAAAUGGACUCUGCCAGAGGCACAUGUAAAGUAAUGUGCUUUCAUCCAAAAUCAAAUGUAACAAUAGCCCUUAUGCAAGUAUUUGAAAUCAAGGAAGUGGUUAAACGAUGGAUAUUUGAAAUGCUUGAAUUGGGAGAGAAAUGGACUUGGGUUCAAAUUUUUGAAAAUCGUGGUGCUUUGAUGGGAUGCAGUAACGCACAUCCUCAUUGCCAAAUUUGGGCCAGUUCUUUUUUGCCAAAUGAAGCUAAAAUAAAAGAUAAAUAUCUUAGUGAUUAUUAUAAUCGCAAUAAGAAACCACUUCUGAUUGAUUACGUGCAAAAAGAACUCCUUAAAAAGGAGCGGAUUGUAUUGGAAAAUCGAGAUUGGGUAGUUUUAGUACCAUUCUGGGCAAUAUGGCCAUACGAGACAAUGGUACUACCUAAAAAGCAAGUAUCCAGAAUGCAAGAUUUAACAGAAAGUCAACAAGAAUCACUAGCAGUUAUUAUGAAAAGAUUAUGUACAAAAUAUGAUAAUUUAUUUAAUUGCCCUUUUCCUUACUCCAUGGGUUGGCACGGUGCACCAACUGGUCCAUAUGUAAGGCAAGAUUAUCCUUAUUGGACUUUUCAUGGAAUUUAUUUACCUCCUUUGUUACGAUCUGCAACUAUAAAGAAACAUAUGGUUGGCUAUGAGCUUCUUGCACAAGCACAAAGAGACUUAACACCGGAACAAGCGGCGGACAAAUUAAGAAGUUUACCCGAUUUUCAUUACAAAUAUCCGGAGACAAGUUUAAGUAGUUGUGAAAUAGAAAAAUAUUCUGAAUGAAUUAAUUUACUUUACAUAUAAUAAUAUAUUUUUGUAGUUGUGAAUGUUUCUCCAUAUAUACGUUAUUUACAAGACCGUAUAUUGCUGAAUUAUGUACACAUAAACUUUAUGAAUAA
Molecule: messenger RNA, 1904 nt
Organism: Nomia melanderi (Alkali bee)
Lineage: Eukaryota; Metazoa; Arthropoda; Insecta; Hymenoptera; Halictidae
Gene: Galt
Product: Galactose-1-phosphate uridylyltransferase
Biological process (GO): beta-D-galactose catabolic process via UDP-galactose, Leloir pathway
Cellular component (GO): cytoplasm
Molecular function (GO): zinc ion binding; UDP-glucose:hexose-1-phosphate uridylyltransferase activity
Source: RefSeq, a predicted model, not a curated record